AUGGUCGACGUGUCGGCCGAGCAGCGCGACGUGUCGGCCGAGCAGCGCGACGUGUCGCUGCCGCAGCAGCGAGGCGUAGCAGUGAGGGUCACUGACCACUAUGCAGUCGACGUGUCGGCCGAGCAGCGCGACGUGUCGCUGCCGCAGCAGCGAGGCGUAGCAGUGAGGGUCACUGACCACUAUGCAGUCGACGUGUCGGCCGAGCAGCGCGACGUGUCGCUGCCGCAGCAGCGAGGCGUAGCAGUGAGGGUCACUGACCACUAUGCAGUCGACGUGUCGGCCGAGCAGCGCGACGUGUCGCUGCCGCAGCAGCGAGGCGUAGCAGUGAGGGUCACUGACCACUAUGCAGUCGACGUGUCGGCCGAGCAGCGCGACGUGUCGCUGCCGCAGCAGCGAGGCGUAGCAGUGAGGGUCACUGACCACUAUGCAGUCGACGUGUCGGCCGAGCAGCGCGACGUGUCGCUGCCGCAGCAGCGAGGCGUAGCAGUGAGGGUCACUGACCACUAUGCAGUCGACGUGUCGGCCGAGCAGCGCGACGUGUCGCUGCCGCAGCAGCGAGGCGUAGCAGUGAGGGUCACUGACCACUAUGCAGUCGACGUGUCGGCCGAGCAGCGCGACGUGUCGCUGCCGCAGCAGCGAGGCGUAGCAGUGAGGGUCACUGACCACUAUGCAGUGAGUACAUUACCAGCGCGCACAGGUCGACGUGUCGGCCGAGCAGCGCGACGUGUCGCUGCCGCAGCAGCGAGGCGUAGCAGUGAGGGUCACUGA
Messenger RNA from Arctia plantaginis, 768 nucleotides. NCBI's taxonomy places the organism in Eukaryota, Metazoa, Arthropoda, Insecta, Lepidoptera, Erebidae. The record is from the annotation of a GenBank genome assembly.